This is a messenger RNA of Acinonyx jubatus (cheetah), 6578 nucleotides long. RefSeq names its product mitochondrial fission regulator 2 (gene MTFR2). The transcript has 7 exons. Gene Ontology annotation, cellular component: mitochondrion. Bases 4947 to 6029 code for a protein of 360 amino acids. The record is from RefSeq and is a predicted model, not a curated record. Lineage: Eukaryota; Metazoa; Chordata; Mammalia; Carnivora; Felidae. Gene Ontology annotation, biological process: mitochondrial fission; aerobic respiration.
ACUUUUAUUGAUUGACUCAGUGAGCUAAUAUUUGACAUGUACGUACUUAAAAAGAGUAGUUAGCUUGUAAAUAGCAAGUUUUCUGCUUGUAAAAGUAUUGAGAAUCUGGAAGUCUUUGUCAGGAAUCUGUGUUAUCUGAAGCUGAAGUUUUUUCCUAGUUCUCUGGAUUACUUAAUUGAAGUUUAAGAGCUACCUUUUACUCUCAGGUGCUUGCUUUAUUGUGUGUUACCAUCUGAGGGUACCAGUCAGUGAUAAUUAAGAAGAAAUGCUGCAUAUUGCCACUUUUUUUUCAAUGUUGCAAUAGGAAUGAAUUUAGUUUUUUUUGUUGUUGUUUGUUUUUGUAAGACUUAUGCCAUAUUCUUUACGAUAUAUAUCAGAUCUUUGGAUGGCAAAUAAUUUGUUACUAGUUGUAAGAUGAUCCAAAUCAGUUACUUGGAAUUUUUAUGAAGUAGAAUAUUUUUAUUCCUGUUACUGGGACCAUGACAGUAUCAAAUUAUGAGUCGAUUAUUGCUAAAAAUGAAAAGGCCUAAAUGCAAACAUUAGUAGCACUGAUGUAUAUCUGACUGUCUGAGUGAUCCAGAAGUGGGAUAAGACUAGAAGGGCAUCCUUUAACUAUUUUUUCUGUGUUCUAGGUUUUAACCAGCUCUUUUUAAGUGAUUCACAAGAGUCAAGGCAUUCCUAUUUGUGAAUGUAAGAUUGUAUCAGAAAACAGAGUACAGAGUCUAUGAAGUCAUAUGAAUCUUCUAAAAAAAAAAUGGAACCAGAAAAAUCAAGCAGCAGUUCACCUUUCUGCCUUUAGAGCGGUCUAGCUGUAGUAAACUAUUUUUGUUCGAACAUAGUAUGAGUAGUUAUAGACACAUAAGACCUUUGGAUUCAUACACUAAGCAUAACCUAGUUUUUCUUUUGUAUAAAUUUUUUAAAGGCUCAAGUAAAAAGAAAUCCUGCUUUUAGACUAUGAACAUUUAACUUUGGUUUUAUAAUUUUAAUGUAACACUACAAGUAAAUAGCAAUUUAGAGUAUAGAUAUUACUACAGUUUAAAUAGACCUAGAAAUAUAGUUAAUAGGUCUCUUAUAUUAACUAUUUUAAUUGUCAAACAAAGCACAUUUUUAGAAUUUAAUUUGAAAUACGAUUUUAGUAUCAGGGAAAAUUUUGGUCUAAUUGCUCUCAAAUAUUUAAAAUUUUUGAAUAAAUAAUUGUAAAGGUUUAAUGAAUUUUAAGAGGUGUUUGAUCUUUUAAAUAGUGCUGGUUGGUUUAAGUAUACUGUAUUAGCACUACCCGAGAGGCUUCAAGCAUAGGCAGAAUAGAAAGAAAAAGGGCCUAAAUAUUUUUCUUUUUGAAAUGUAAAAUUUAAAUGAACUUUCUGGGUUAGCACAUCUCAAUGUGGAGAUCACAUUUACAUAUGAACCCUUACGGUUAACAUUGGAGAGGCUAUUUCCUACUUUGGUAGAAGGUUAAUUUGUAUUCUUUCCCACUGUUUAAGAUAACUACAGUAACUUGAGUUCAUCACCAAAAACAAACUUAGGCUUGUGGCAUAGGCUAAUGGGGCUCUGUUGGGUAUUUGGCAAAAUUGAGUAUACACAGCUUUCUAGCCUUUGUCUAAACCAGCCCUCAGCCUCUCACCUUCGUUUAUUCACUGAAAAAGUAUGCCUGGCAAUGGGUGUAAAGGUGAAUAAAACAUUCUCGGUGUUGGGGAUCCAGAACAUAGUAUGAUGAUUAUCUAUAAAGUGUUAGUAGUUCUGGAAAAAUACAUUUGAUUUGGAUGGCAAAACCAAAUACCUAUGGACAGCUUUUGGAAUUAAACUAGGUGAUGAACCUCCAAAUAUCAAAUGGGGAAAACCAUCAACCUGCCUGGUAUUGGUUUCUAUGUGAGAAGGAAGAGUUGGGGUAGGGUCUGGCAGACUUGAGAAAAGGAGAAUCUCAAAUUACUCAACUGAAACUUGGAAUUUGUCCUCUCCAUAGUGAGUGCAAGGUACCCAAAGGAAGGAUUGGAGAGACUGGGACAAUUUUCCCCAGUGAACUCUCAAAACAAGACUCCCUUUUAAGGACAGGACUGGACCCCACACUGAGAAGAAAGUAGCAAAAGUAUAAUCAUUGAGUGUAGAGACCAUAGGAGAGGGCUUAGAUCAAACUGGGGGAGGAGAACACAAUCAGGAAAAUCUUAGAAAGCAAGCCACCAUAUUUCUGAACAUUACUCAAAAACAACAGAAAAGGUAACAAGUCAAAAAAGCUUUCCUGAAUCUUGUAUCAUUCUAAAAGGCCAAGAAAAUAAUUUCAUGUAAACAUGAGCAGUUGAAAAAUACUGUCAAAUCUCAAAAGGUUAUCAAGAUGUGGUAUGUAUGAGUGCUUUCGUAAACAAAAUGGAGGAAAGAUCUCUGAAGAAUGUUAGGGGUAAGUUGUCAGCAAAACAUUCAUGGAGGGUGUAGCGUGCAUGGUGAAGGUAGCUUUAGUGCUGGUUCCUAUUCUAAUAUUCUCCAAGGAAGUGUUGGUCUGGCUGUAAUGUGUGCUGAUUGAUAUCAGACUGGAAAGGGAGGUGGCUACAAGAUCAUGAUUUAUACACUUAUGAGGGCAAAAGGAAAGGACAAGGUACUUGAAGAAAUUGUGACUCACUGAUUCCAAGUAAGGUGGCUGACCCAUUUGCCUUCACUUAUACCUUGUCCAACAGCUUCUUCUGCCUUUUCAUCCUUAACCUAGUGUGGACUACUGGGAUAUUCUGCCAGUUACUUAGUUACAGAUCAUUCCUGAUGUCUGUUUUCUUUUGUCCCAUAUCCAGUUAUCUUACUCAAGUAUUGAUUGUUCGUUGUAUAUAAUAGACACUUUCUAAGAAUUUUUAAAUUUUAUUUUUUUAAAGUAAGCUCUACACCCAAUGCGUCUGAACUCCUGACCCCUCAUGAGAUCAAGAGUUGCAUGCUCCACCAACUGAGCCAGACAGGCGCCCCAUAUACUAGGCACUUACCUAAAGCACUAGAGAAGCAGCAUGGUUCAAGCCAGAAGUACCUGUUCUAGAGAUUACAUUCUAGCUUGGCGAUAGCGGUAGCAUGAAUAUACGUGGUGAUAAGUGCUAUAAAGAAAAGAGUGGAAAGAGAUGGGGUUUAAAAAUGCUCAGGGAUAGCCUCUCUGAUGUCUCUACUAGAAUGUAAUCUGCAGGAGGGUGAGGACCUUACUGGUCUUGCCCAUUACUGCAUUUCCCAUGCUUAGAAUAGUGCCUGGCACGUAACACUCAGUAUUGAAUGAGUAAAUGUGGACCAUAGAGAAAUUAGUUCAAAAUACCCCAUUUUUAAAAAUUUUAUUUUAAUGUAGGUCUGCAGCAGGCACAGUUGAUCUUAAAUUGUCAUGUCAUUCCAGUGCAUCCUUGGCUGAAGUAGGAAUAAAGAUGUUGCUCUGUCUUACGAAGCCAGUAAAACCCAGACCAGAAUUAAAAAUGGGUAUCACUUGAUAGGAUUUAGUCCUUAACAAUACUCGGCCAGGUUAACGUCCGGUCCAUAUUUGAUAGCCUGGAUAACCAGGAGCGUUUGGUGAGUGAACAUUGUAAGUACUGCAAAGGUGCACAUCCCUCGAAGACUGCUUAGGUUCUGCUAAUCCCAUGAGCAGAUAAUGUUUGAAUGAAAUGAUCAGACAACAAAUAGCGACUUCAAGGGAAGAGGAGAGUGCGGCCCGCUUAGCGUCUGGGUGUAUAGGGGACGGCACUGCGAAAAGGGACGAAUUCCGGAUCGCGGGCCUGGCUCAAGACCCUUAAUACUUUCAUGACCCCGUGUAGUAGACACCAGUAGUUUAGCAUGGAGGAACCUAAGGACGCGUCAGAAGCUUGCGUCACCAUCUUCGCACCCCCCGCUCCGUUCCACCUGCUGUCUCUAGGCUUCUAUUGGUUGCCUCGCGGAAGGCCCGCCCCCUAGAGGAAGAAGGAAAUAUCCCAGUAGCCGGCCCAAAUAACCGUAACUAGCCUGACGUCAUAGCGCAGCCAAUCAGAAGCACAUAUGUUUAGGCUUGUCCAAUAAGCUCGGAAACUGGCUUGGCCCGCGGAGUUUGAUUUUCGUUCAGGGACGCGGAAGUUGUGCCCGGCCUCGGGGCGAGCCGCAAGGUGGGUGGGAGAGCGGAGGUAAGGGCCAAGCAUCCUGCGGAGUUACCCAGGUUGAGGGAAGGGGUUUGCGUGUCCAGCCCCGGGUCGGUGGGAGGCGUCGUUACCGUCUGUGGCUUGCAAACCGAGGCGCGCGGGCGGACACGAGUCGACGUCCGAGCGCUCCUGUACCAGGACGGGCGCAGGUAGGGCGUCCCUGACUGCGGAUUCGAGGCAGCGUUUCUUAAGGACCGCAGCUUGGUGUCCCGCUGGUUGCUCGCAGGCUCGGCUUCGGAGGAAGGUGAGCAAGGCGAUCAUUCUGGGUUUGGAGAGCCCCUGAGGAAGCUUGCGGCCAAGGCGACUGACACCACCGGCGCUAGUCUCGGCCUGUUACUCACUUAGUUGGAUGACUGAGUCACGUCGCGUAUCUGGGGUCCAAAUUCUUGUCUUUAAAAUGAGCGAGGAGGAUGGAUGGUACCCUAUUCGUUUGUGAGGAAGAGCCGCUGUUCAUUUGUUAAAGCGUUGGGUCGGCCCCCUGCCUGCCUUCAGGAGCUGAACUCAUCCCUCUCCUCAACCCAGAGCUUCCAGGAGAGCGGGGACUUCGCUGUCGCAGCUAACCCUAAAGGCUUCCCUGUUAAGUGUCCAAUUUAUUGUUGGUUGAUAUUUAUUAAGGCUGAAACAUCUUAUGAACUUUUAGUGCAAUUUAACUGAUAAAUUGAAAUUUCCUUUAUCAGCCCUUCCCCACGUCUUCAUUCCUCUCUCUCUUUGACUUCCUUCAAAAUACUGCUGGCCAAAAGAGAUCAGUUGAUGGUGUAAUGUGAAACGAAAGGAUUCCUCCAGGUAUCAAGAAACUGAUAAUGUUUCCUUGAAUUCGCUAAUGUAUUUGUUUCAUCAAUGUCACUCAUACUGAAUAUCUUAAGAGAGAUGCUGGAAUAUUUUGGUGUUCCCAUAGACCAGGUUUUGCAGAUUAGAGAAAAUAAAAACUAUGGAUCAGCUCGGAGUAUUGUUCGUCUUAUUGGGAAAAUUCUUCCUCUAGAACCUUGUCCCAGGCCUAAUUUUGAGUUGAUCCCUCUAUUGAACUCUGUAGACCCUGGUAACUAUGGAUCUGUAGUUCCAUCUUUUGCUGAUACUUUGCGUGUGGCAAAUGAUGAAGAAGGCAGUAAUCUCAGAUUUCGAAAUAGCAUAUGGAAAAAUGAAGAAGAGAAGAAAAUGGAAUUUUUCCAUCCUUUGCCACCAGUUUGGAAUCCAUUGCUGCCUGCUCCAAGACAGAAUAAACGGACCAAAAACGAUGGGCCUGUAAAUGAAGCUGCAAUUAAAAAAAUAGCUGCCCUCGAAGAUGAGCUGACUUUUCUUCGCACUCAGAUCGCUGCAAUUGUGCAAAUGCAGGAACUGAAAAACCGUGCAAACGCUGGCCUCUUUGACUUGAACAGCGAACCUAGCAGAUUGGGACAAAGGCCAUCGCCAGGAACUGCUGAACUGAGUGUCAAACCAGAUCCAUUUUCAAGUUCAGUGUUCUUCCCUCCACCUGCUCCUCCUCCUCCAGUGCCCCCUCAGCUUUCUUCUCCGCAACGUCCAUGUUCACUCACAUGGCCAGGAACUAAUAAUACAUGUAACUCAGAUAACUCAGCAAAUGAAGUGAAAAGACAGCAGUCAGGUGAUAGUAAGACUAAUGACAGUCAUCGUUCGAAAAGCCAGGAAAACAAAGAUGUUCCGAAUAUGUUGGACAUUCUAAAGGAUAUGAAUAAGGUUAAGCUCCGUGCUGUGGAACGGUCACCUGGAGGUAGACCCAUUCAUAAGAGGAAAAGACAAGAUUCACACUGGGAUCCAGUGUCUUUAAUAUCCCAUGCACUUAAGCAGAAAUUUGCAUUCCAAGAAGAUGAUUCCUUUGAGAAAGAAAAUAGGUCUUGGGAGUCUUCUCCAUUUUCUAGUCCAGAAACUUCAAGAGUGAGCUAUAAGAACGUAAAGUUAAUUUUUUAAUUUUUCAAAAGCGUAUUGUCCAUGAUGUAUCUCUGCCUUCAAGUUCUCUUGAAGUUCUUGCACAGAAUGGACCAUACAGUUAUUUGCUGGUACCGCUAACGUUUCUGUUGUUUCUGUUAACUUUUACAUGCUCCUUUUUUGCUUGUACCUUACUAUGAAUUUUUUUUUAAAUAAAACACUUGAUUUGAAAAAUACUUGUGCAUAAGUUUAUAAAGACUUGUCCUGGACGGGUGCUAACUUGAUGUUGCUGUCUGCUGUAUGAACGAAGUCUGAAACUUAAGUACUCCAGUAUUUUUCUCAGGCGAAUAUAAAGACUGGAUUAUUUAGUUAAAUAGAAUGUUAACAGUGCUCUUUGAAAAGCAAAUGGUAUCAUAAUUACCUUCAAUGACAAUGCUUCUUGGUUGCUUAAAAGGACAUUUUCUAUAUUUAUAUUUGACCCUUGAAAUUGCUCCUUAUUUGAAGUCUCUUUGAUUUAGACAUAGCUUUAAUUUGGGGGUUGGUUUUCCCAUAUCACAGCUCAGUUGAGGUAGUAGGUACAGAAGAAUAAGC